Manis pentadactyla (Chinese pangolin) is the source of this 3764-nucleotide messenger RNA. It is a transcript of the gene DMGDH, whose product is annotated as dimethylglycine dehydrogenase. The coding region runs from base 116 to 2611 and encodes 831 amino acids. The record is from RefSeq and is a predicted model, not a curated record. Gene Ontology annotation, molecular function: oxidoreductase activity; protein binding. Gene Ontology annotation, cellular component: mitochondrion. Lineage: Eukaryota; Metazoa; Chordata; Mammalia; Pholidota; Manidae. The transcript has 16 exons.
AGAGGAAAACCCACCCUUGUCAGCAGAAACAAGAUGGAAAGACAGAGCAGAAACAGUGAUAAUUGGAGGUGGCUGUGUUGGUGUGAGUUUGGCUUAUCACCUGGCCAAAGCGGGGAUGAAAGAUGUGGUCCUCCUGGAGAAAUCUGAGCUCACUGCUGGAUCUACCUGGCACGCAGCAGGUUUAACAACGUACUUUCAUCCUGGAAUAAACUUGAAGAAAAUACAUUAUGAUAGCAUCAAACUUUAUGAGAAGUUGGAAGAAGAAACUGGACAGGUAGUGGGAUUCCACCAGCCAGGGAGUAUCAGGAUUGCUACAACUCCUGUAAGAGUAGACGAAUUUAAAUACCAAAUGACUCGGACUGGCUGGCACGCAACGGAACAGUAUAUUAUUGAACCCAAAAAAAUUCAAGAGAUAUUCCCUUUACUCAACAUGAAUAAGAUUUUAGCUGGACUGUACAAUCCUGGAGAUGGUCACAUUGAUCCUUACUCUCUCACUAUGGCCCUGGCUGCUGGCGCUAGGAAAUACGGUGCACUUUUAAAAUACCCUGCACCAGUGACUUCUCUGAAAUCCAGAUCAGAUGGCACAUGGGAUGUUGAAACACCACAGGGAUCUAUGAGAGCAAAUAGAAUUGUGAAUGCUGCAGGAUUUUGGGCUCAUGAAGUAGGUAAGAUGAUUGGACUAGAGCAUCCUCUCAUUCCGGUUCAGCAUCAGUAUGUUGUUACAUCAACUAUACCUGAAGUAAAAGCUUUGAAACGAGAACUCCCCGUGCUCCGUGACCUGGAAGGAUCUUAUUAUCUCCGACAGGAAAGAGAUGGGCUUUUGUUUGGUCCAUAUGAAAGUCAGGAGAAAAUGAAAGUUCAGGACUCAUGGGUUGCCAAUGGAGUCCCUCCAGGUUUUGGAAAGGAGCUCUUUGAGUCUGAUCUAGACCGAAUCAUGGAACAUGUGGAAGCUGCCAUGGAAAUGGUUCCAGUCUUGAAAAAGGCCGACAUCAUCAAUAUUGUCAACGGUCCUAUCACCUAUUCUCCUGACAUUCUACCUAUGGUGGGGCCCCACCAGGGAGUCAGAAACUACUGGGUGGCUAUAGGCUUUGGACAUCUUCAUAUGGAAAUAGAAAACAGACCCACCCUCCCCACCAACCGCCCCAUCAGUUGCAAAAUACAGAGGCCAAUGCUCCUUUCCCCCUCUUCCACACAAGUGUCUGGAUAUGGCAUAAUCCAUGCUGGUGGGGUAGGGAAAUAUCUCAGUGACUGGAUCCUGCAUGGAGAGCCUCCUUUUGAUCUGAUAGAAUUGGAUCCCAGUCGCUACGGCAAAUGGACAACAACUCAGUAUACAGAAGCCAAAGCAAGAGAGUCAUAUGGAUUCAACAAUAUUGUUGGUUAUCCUAAAGAAGAACGGUUUGCCGGGAGGCCAACUCAGCGUGUCAGUGGACUUUAUAAAACCCUGGAGUCAAAGUGUUCCAUGGGGUUCCAUGCAGGCUGGGAGCAGCCACACUGGUUCUACAAACCAGGUCAGGACACUGGGUACAGGCCAAGUUUUCAUCGCACAAACUGGUUUGAGCCUGUGGGCUCUGAGUAUAAACAGGUUAUGCAAAGAGUAGGGGUGAUUGACCUGUCACCAUUUGGCAAGUUUAACAUCAAAGGCCAAGACUCCAUUAGAUUGUUGGACCAUCUCUUUGCAAAUGUCAUUCCAAAGGUGGGUUUUACAAAUAUAAGUCACAUGUUAACACCAAAAGGUCGAGUGUAUGCUGAGUUAACUGUUUCUCACCAGUCUCCUGGGGAGUUUCUAUUAAUAACUGGUUCUGGAUCAGAACUUCAUGACCUUAGAUGGAUUGAAGAAGAGGCAGUCAAAGGUGGGUAUGAUGUUGAAAUUAAAAACAUAACUGAUGAGCUUGGAGUCCUUGGAGUUGCAGGGCCACAUGCAAGAAAGGUCCUUCAGAAACUGACCUCUGAGGAUCUUCGGGAUGAUGUUUUCAAGUUUCUUCAGACCAAGUCUUUAAAGAUUUCCAACAUUCCAGUCACUGCAAUUAGGAUAUCGUACACUGGUGAGCUUGGUUGGGAGUUGUACCACAGACGAGAAGAUUCCACGACGCUUUAUGAUGUUAUCAUGAAUGCAGGCCAAGAGGAGGGAAUUGACAAUUUUGGAACAUAUGCCAUGAAUGCCUUAAGACUGGAGAAAGCUUUCAGAGCCUGGGGGUCAGAGAUGAACUGUGAUACAAAUCCCUUGGAAGCUGGAUUGGAAUAUUUUGUGAAGCUAAAUAAGCCAGCAGACUUCAUAGGAAAGCAAGCACUGAAACAGAUUAAAGCCGAGGGGCUGAAACGGAGACUGGUCUGCCUCACCUUGGCAACGGAUGAUGUGGAUCCGGAGGGAAAUGAAAGCAUCUGGUAUGAGGGCAAGGUAGUCGGCAACACGACAUCUGGAAGCUACAGUUACAGCAUCCAGAAGAGUCUGGCUUUCGCGUAUGUCCCUGUAGAGCUAAGUAAAGUAGGACAGCAAGUGGAAGUUGAGCUAUUAGGCAGAAACUACCCAGCAUCUGUCAUACAAGAACCCUUGGUAUUGACGGAACCAACCAGAAACCGGCUUCAGAAAAAAGGUGGGAGGGACAAAAUUUGAAGAGGACCUUCCGAAAGGCAAUUGAAUUUUGGUUGAUUUAUGACUGUACUCGAAAGUAUAAUUGGUUCCUGCAGGAAUAGGGGAGAUGAAGAAUUCAUUUCAAUAUCAUUAAAAUCUUGAUUUAGAAUCUUAAUAAAACCAUUUUCUUAAUUCCUAAGCAAGAUAGAAUAAUGGAUUACUGAUUUACUUAUUCUUUCAAAUCAAGAAAUUUUAAAUGAAUGUUUUUAUUACUCUAUAUUGUUUAUGAAACUCAAUCAGGAAACCAUUUAGGUGCUGGUAUACAAUCAUCAUCAUAACAGAAUUAGAAGAUAUGGCUUUAGGACAUAUGCCUAUGAUUCUUAUUAGCUGAAAGCAAGUUAAUAAAUUAUGUUUUACGUAAAUACAAAUGUAAUACUGUUGAUGGAUUUAAUUUAUUGGGAAAUAUUAGUUGAAUAAGAGGUAGUUCUAAUUUUUCAUCACAUAUCUAUGAUGCAAAUAGUGAAAUUUAAUAUUGAUAUAUUUUAUUCAAUUCUCUGAAAUAUUUAUUUUUUUAAUGAUUUCCCUGAAAGCAAUUUUAUGGGCAUCAUUAUUCUCCUUUCAAAGGUUGUUUUAGAAGAGAAAUUGGAAAAGAAAUUACAGAAUCUUCCAAAGGAAGCAGUACUUGUAAACCUUCCUAAAUGAAGCUGAAGCAUAAGUAGGUUGUGCCAGUAGAAACACAGUUUGAAUACUGAACACCUCUCUUUGGGGAAGAAUUAAUGCAAGUUGAUAUCAAAUGUGCCAUUCUGACUACCAGUUCACAGAGCAUUUGACAAAGCAGGUCAAACAAGAGCUUAGGAGCUGCCAGCUUUGCCCUUAGCACUGUGCACAACAAAGAAAAAAUCCAUUUAGAAAUAAUUCUGCGAUAUAUUUCUUGAUAUUAUUUGGAUUUAGUCAACUGAAUGAAUCAGUGUUUUUUAAAAAGUGGUUUACCAUUUAUAAUUUUUUAUAUACACACAUUUCUUAUACAUUUAUUGAACUUUUCCUAGGUGUAUAAAGCUGCCUAUAAAACAUAAGACUCUCUAAUUAGAAUAGAUUUUAAAGUAAUUUAUUAACUUCUAUGUUUUGCAAAGACACCAAAUUUACAGGUUAAAUGUUUGAUAAAAGUAAUCAAGUAUUAGACUUCUAUAACUUGUCA